AAUUAAGUGAAGAAUAUCCUAGAUUACACUCGAAUUGUUUGAUUUUCUCAGAUUCAUCACCUAUAAAUAUCACACAUACUUUCUUUAGUUCAUCAUCGUCAAGUCAUCAAGCAAAUCAAACACUAGAAUCAAAUCAAAAAUUAUAAAUAUCCUCUGUUUUCUUCAAACAACAAAUGUCUCUUAUUCCAAGCUUCUUUGGUGGUCGGAGGAGCAAUAUCUUCGACCCAUUUUCCCUUGACUUAUGGGAUCCAUUCCCAAUUUCAACCAACACUCCAUACUCUGCCCCUGAAAUCUCUGACUUCGCAAAUGCAAAAAUUGAUUGGAAAGAGACUCCACAAUCUCACGUCUUCAAAGUGGAUGUUCCGGGGAUCAAGAAAGAGGAAGUGAAAGUCGAAGUGGAAGAAGGAAGGAUUUUACAGAUUAGGGGUGAGAGAAACAGAGAGAAAGAGGAGAAGAACGAUCAGUGGCUCCGUAUGGAGAGAAGCAGCGGUAAGUUUAUAAGGAGAUUCAGGUUGCCGGAGAAUGCAAAAACAGGGGAAAUAAAGGCAUCGAUGGAGAAUGGAGUGCUGACAGUGACUGUUCCAAAAGAAGAAGAGAAGAAGAAACCUGAGGUGAAGGCCAUUGACAUUUCUGAUUAGAUACAAGUGCAGUGCAGAUCAAAAGUGCUUUUGUCAAUAAUGUUUGUUUUCCUAAGUAUUUCGGUUUGUUGGGAAAUUAAUCUGAAUUAUGUGCAUCUGUAUGUCUAAGUUGUAAACAAAAAAAUGUUCUGAGAAUUUAAACUUUUAAUGAAUAAUCUCCUUUCUCUUUUUCA
Solanum pennellii is the source of this 811-nucleotide messenger RNA. RefSeq names its product 17.8 kDa class I heat shock protein-like. Gene Ontology annotation, biological process: protein folding; response to hydrogen peroxide; response to heat. NCBI's taxonomy places the organism in Eukaryota, Viridiplantae, Streptophyta, Magnoliopsida, Solanales, Solanaceae. The transcript has a single exon. The record is from RefSeq and is a predicted model, not a curated record. Bases 174 to 638 code for a protein of 154 amino acids.